GCCAUCCUUCGCAUCCAAGGUGACAAAACUUGCAACCCCUUUUCACGAAAGGGGGGUUUUUAUAAAUUGUCUAUAAUGAUUUAUGUAGGUAGAACUUUGAGAACCCUUAGAGGCAUGUAAAAGAGUCCAUGUUAUCAGUGGGCCUCUAAGGGUAGAUGUUAUCAUGUUAUGCACAUACAUUCUGUGGGACCUUGCUUUCACCCCAUAUUCUGACCCCAGACCCCAGAUUCUGGCUCCAGAUUUACCCCAGACCUUAACCCCAGUUUGACCGCAUUAGGUAGCUAGCAUACACAUGUUUGAUAUCUGAGUCCUUGAAGCUGCGGAAUCCAUUUUCCUGGUGUCGAUGCCAGGUCUCCGUUGUAGUGAUUAGGGAAUAUCUCACCAGUAAUUUGAUCGUGUCAUUGUUAGGUAUAAAUAUCAAUGUAUUUAUUUGAUAAUCCACAGAUCGACACCUUUAUCUGAUAAUAUACCUACAUAUGUGUUUUGUGAUUUAACAUCAUGUGGCUCGAGAAAACUGAAGGCAACGCCUUAAUAAGGUGGAUCACCUUUUGCUCGGGGUGUGGCUUUGCGCUGUUCGGGUACGAUCAGGGAGUAUUCGGCGGUCUGCUCGGCAACGAAUCAUUCAUUCGUGUAUUCGACAACCCUGAUGCUAUCCUUCAAGGCCACAUCACAGCUACCUUCGACCUUGGGUGUUUUAUAACCGCCAUGCUCACUAUGUGGUGGGGGAACAAAAUUGGCAGUCGACGAAACAUCUUAUUUGGCUGUAUCAUCCUCAUCGUGGGCGCGAUCCUGCAGUCAGCAGCGUACAGCGUGGCUCAGUUGAUCCUCGGGCGAUUAAUUGCUGGCUUCGGUAAUGGCAUGAUUACAGCAUCAAUCCCGGUCUGGCAAUCGGAAACGACACCUGCUGGGUAUCGUGGGCGGAUCAUGGUCCUUCAGUUGGUAGUGAAUCAAGUUGGGAAUGUUAUGUCCCAGUGGAUCAACUACGGAAUGACCUUCAUUGCUGGAAGUGAAGCCUCCUGGCGAUUCCCUCUUGCCUUCCAAUGCUUUUUCGCAAUCUUAGUCAUAAUCCCCAUCCCAUGGCUCCCGGAUUCGCCACGUUGGCUUGUAAUCAAGGAUCGAAAUGAAGAAGCUUACGAGAUCAUGCGAAGACUGGCUGGGCCCCAAUCAGAACAAGAGACUCGGGAGUCAUUCCAAGAGAUUCAACAAAGCGUCCGCCAUGAGAUGUCGCUAGGCAAGAUCACCGUCAGGAGCCUUUUCACCAAUGACAGCAUACAAACCACCCGUCGUCUGAUUCUUGGAGCCGGCACGCAAUUAAUGCAGCAAUGGUCUGGCAUCAACGCCGUCUUAUACUACUUUCCGGUAGUAUUUGCCUCUAUCGGCCUAAGCCGCAAUCUUUCUCUUAUUCUCGCGGCAUGCAACGCCAUGAACCUCAUGUUUUCCGCUUGUGUUGGUGCCUUGUACAUUGACACUUUCGGAAGGAAGCGGCUCAUGGCUUUGGGCGCUGCUGGACAGUCAUUGUGCUUUGUUUUCGUUACCGUUGGCCUUGCCAUGGGUGGAAAUCAGUGGGAUAUUGUGGCGAUUUCGUUUAUCUUCGGCUACAUUACGGUGUUCGGCUUGUCGUGGAUUGCUGUCCCUUGGAUGUAUCCAGCCGAAGUUAACACACAGCGUAUGCGUAUCGCCGGCUCUGGCGUUGCCACGGCGGCGAACUGGAUUAAUAACUACGUCGUUGUUCUCAUCACGCCUGUCGGAACGGCGAAUCUGGGGUGGAGGUACUAUAUCAUCUUCGCCGUUUUGAACGCUGUUUUUGUACCUGUGGUAUUGAUGUUUUAUCUGGAAACCGCAAAUUUGAGUCUGGAAGAGAUCGAUACCAGAUUCGAACAGAAGUUCUCGAAAGUUGUCGACGACGAUCACCAUGAUAUCGAAAAAUCUAGUAGUAAGGAAGCGGCCGCCGAGCACGUUAGUGUAUGCAACGUGUAGUAGCACCGAGUUGGACUAUCGGCUGGAUAGAUACCUGCCUAGGUAGUAGGUAACUAUCUACCUACUUAACCAUAUUUCUGGUUGAGGGAGGGCGUUGUUCCGUUGUGACACGCAGGUUCGAAUGUCACCACAAGUUCCUAUGUGCCUAGGUAGACAUAAACAAUACCAUCGUUGUAUUAACGGUUAUUCUCUUAACUUGCGUAUUGUGACAUUCGUAGGGGUUAUGAAGGUGUAAGCCGAUAAUAGCUGGAGAUCUUAUGUACUGUGCAGGGACGAUUGUCUUAGCGGCUGGUUAGCUUGGAGUAUGGCGCUUGUCCACCAAGAUUUAGUGAAGGACCUGGACUU
Messenger RNA from Annulohypoxylon truncatum, 2322 nucleotides. RefSeq names its product hexose carrier protein. The transcript has 2 exons. The coding region runs from base 499 to 1977 and encodes 492 amino acids. Gene Ontology annotation, cellular component: membrane. The record is from RefSeq and is a predicted model, not a curated record. Lineage: Eukaryota; Fungi; Ascomycota; Sordariomycetes; Xylariales; Hypoxylaceae. Gene Ontology annotation, molecular function: carbohydrate:proton symporter activity. Gene Ontology annotation, biological process: transmembrane transport; carbohydrate transport.